UUAAACAGCUUGCAGCUGGACGACAGCGAACCCGUCCCGAGUCUUAUUUCCACAGCACCUGCGGAUCUACUAAAGCAAUCUGCGGAGCUGGCGCCGCUUCCCCCUCAGUUCCUUUUUUUUUACAAUCGCACAAUCCAGUUUUCUUUGUUGGAGUAAACCUAUAAAUCAAGUACUGCUCAAGCCUCAUGAUGGCUGAAUCUCAAUAACACGAGAUGAUAAUCGACGGUCAGAAGUGGGCUUGCGAGGCUUGCCUCCGCGGUCAUCGCGUAUCAACCUGCAAACACCAUGACCGACCGUUGAUUCGUAUAAACAAGAAAGGCCGUCCAUUUGCAGUCUGCUCUAUAUGCCGCAGCAGCCCCUGCAAGGAGCCAGAAGAGCAUUCGAGACUCCGUCGUGAAACCGAAAUGCAAUCAUCGAAAAAGGCAACGAGCAGGCAUCGUCCAGCCAGUACUACAUUCGUACCCAUUGCACCACGCCCUAAAAAUGCCUCAUCACCAACCGAGCAGACCCAGAAUGCCGGUAAUCCUAUAGCAGGCGGCGCUUCAUCGCAAGAUCAACCAGAAUCUAUCAACGCAGAUGAAAGUGCCCGCCAGAAUUUGACUACGAGUGGGACAACAGAACCGUUCCAGAUCGAUCCUCCGUCCGCACCUAUGCUCUCAGACAUGUCCACCUCGGCAUCAAGUCCUUUUCCUUCAGGGUAUCCUACCGACUCGCAGAUGUCGGGGGACUUUUCCUUUCCAGAUAAUGCAUUCGACUGUCUGGAAUAUGCGGAUCCUGAACGGGACGACUGGUCGAGCUUCCUAUGGACGGAGGAUGCAGAUAUGCUGUCUGAUCAGCAAAUGUGGGAAUGGCGAUAUCCUGAUCCUACUCAGGAUAGCUACAAUCACAGCAACGAUGGACAAUGAAUAUAGACUGGAAGGCGUAAUGUUUUCGAGGUGUUCGGGUCCACUUUUUGGAAAUGAA
This is a messenger RNA of Paecilomyces variotii, 963 nucleotides long. Its product is annotated as copper fist DNA binding domain-containing protein. Bases 213 to 905 code for a protein of 230 amino acids. The transcript is spliced from 3 exons. Gene Ontology annotation, cellular component: nucleus. The record is from RefSeq and is a predicted model, not a curated record. Gene Ontology annotation, molecular function: RNA polymerase II cis-regulatory region sequence-specific DNA binding; DNA-binding transcription factor activity, RNA polymerase II-specific; copper ion binding. Lineage: Eukaryota; Fungi; Ascomycota; Eurotiomycetes; Eurotiales; Thermoascaceae. Gene Ontology annotation, biological process: positive regulation of transcription by RNA polymerase II; intracellular iron ion homeostasis; intracellular copper ion homeostasis.